This is a messenger RNA of Nannospalax galili (Upper Galilee mountains blind mole rat), 2382 nucleotides long. It is a transcript of the gene Ndel1, whose product is annotated as nudE neurodevelopment protein 1 like 1. The record is from RefSeq and is a predicted model, not a curated record. Gene Ontology annotation, molecular function: microtubule binding. Bases 202 to 1239 code for a protein of 345 amino acids. Gene Ontology annotation, cellular component: kinesin complex; centrosome; kinetochore. The transcript is spliced from 9 exons. Gene Ontology annotation, biological process: centrosome localization; cell migration; microtubule nucleation. NCBI's taxonomy places the organism in Eukaryota, Metazoa, Chordata, Mammalia, Rodentia, Spalacidae.
UCACAGAAUGGCCUCCGACACCCAGGCAGCCCCUGACGUGUCGGGGAGGAGCCGUGCGCGGAGCUGCGGGCAGUGGAGCUCAGGGCUGCGGAGGGGAGCAGAGUGGAGUGGCUGGGCGGACCUGGUCAGGCCAGCGGAACGGACACGGCGGCCGACCGGCGGCGAACAUGCGCUUUUGACACGUUGGAGGCUUUCUUGAUCAUGGAUGGUGAAGAUAUACCAGACUUUUCAAGUUUAAAGGAAGAAACUGCUUAUUGGAAGGAACUUUCCUUGAAGUAUAAGCAAAGCUUCCAGGAAGCUCGGGAUGAGCUAGUUGAAUUCCAGGAAGGAAGCAGAGAAUUAGAAGCAGAGUUGGAAGCACAGUUAGUACAGGCUGAACAAAGAAAUAGAGACCUGCAAGCUGACAACCAAAGACUGAAGUAUGAAGUGGAGGCAUUAAAGGAGAAACUAGAACAUCAGUAUGCACAGAGCUACAAGCAGGUCUCAGUGUUAGAAGAUGAUUUGAGUCAGACUCGGGCCAUUAAGGAGCAGCUGCAUAAGUAUGUGAGAGAACUGGAGCAGGCCAAUGAUGACCUGGAGCGAGCAAAAAGGGCUACAAUAGUUUCACUGGAAGACUUUGAACAAAGGCUAAAUCAGGCCAUUGAACGAAAUGCAUUUUUAGAAAGUGAACUUGAUGAAAAAGAAUCUUUGUUGGUGUCUGUACAGAGGUUAAAGGAUGAAGCAAGAGAUUUAAGGCAAGAGUUAGCAGUUCGGGAACGACAACAGGAAGUGACCCGAAAGUCGGCUCCCAGUUCUCCAACUCUUGACUGUGAGAAGAUGGAUUCUGCUGUCCAGGCUUCCCUCUCCUUGCCAGCAACGCCUGUUGGCAAAGGAAUGGAAAACAGUUUUCCUUCGCCAAAAGCUAUACCAAAUGGUUUUGGAACCAGUCCACUAACUCCUUCUGCUAGAAUAUCAGCACUAAACAUCGUGGGGGAUCUCUUACGGAAAGUAGGGGCUUUAGAAUCCAAAUUAGCAGCUUGCAGGAAUUUUGCAAAGGACCAAGCAUCACGAAAAUCCUAUAUUUCAGGGAACGUUAAUUGUGGGGUGAUGAAUAGCAGUGGUGCAAAGUUCUCACGAUCAGGGCACACAUCUUUCUUCGAUAAAGGGGCAGUAAAUGGCUUUGAUCCAGCUCCUCCUCCUCCUGGUCUGAGCGCCUCCCGCCCAUCAUCAGCACCGGGUAUGCUGCCUCUCAGUGUGUGAGUGCCCGGCCUCCAGGUGGGGGCCCCUGCCCUCCUCCAGCAGCCCAGACACCUACGCCUCGCCCCUCGGUGCCUGGGUCCAGCCCCGUGCCCCUCCGUCUGCCUCUCUACCACUGGCAGAAGGCAGGCUGCAUGCAGUGGCGGCUGCUGGGCCCUGCCCAGCCCCAGGACUCUGUGCGAUAUCAAUACUGGCUAUUUUCUCUUCUUGCCGUAGUGCCGUUGGUUUCACAUGAUUGCACUUUUGUGGGUCACAAGUGAUACAUACGUGUAUUACUCGGUCACUGGAUGUGGAAGUACCCGUUCAUCACAUCUGCCUCAUAGCCCCCAUUGCUGUGCUGAUAUGAUUUAGUUGUGUUUAGGACAUUACAGAUCUUCUAGAAGUUCUCCUUCAAUCAGGUUGACAUGUACUCUUUAAGCUCCCACCCAAGCAUCUUCAGCGCUCAUAAUCAUGUGUCCCCAGUCUUACUCCUUCAGUUCAGGCCUGUUUCUGGUGAAGAGUCGGGAAGGUUCCUGAACUAGGGAGCUUUGUCUGUACCUUCUGACUGUGUAAGCAGAUCAUUCCAUAGGCUUGCUUCUCAAAGCAGUGAGAUGCCUGUCUGAGCCACAUGAGGCAAGAGCUUCUGGAGGAAGGAGCCUGGGCCUUCUGGGACUGAGGUCUUGUGCUGCUGUCUCCUCCGUGUGCCUCAGACUCAGGGGAGGCAGGUGGCAGCCUCCUAGCCAGCUUUCUGGUCCCUCAGUUCAAUGACAUCUCAGAGCAUUUUUGUUUUCUCUUCUGAAGGUCCGUCCAGUUGCAUUGGGAAGGGUUGAGGGGCCUGACUUUGAGGCUGGCUAGUGCCAGCUCUUGGGGGCAGACUGGCCAGAAGUGGUUGUCCCUUGCAUUCUUUGAUUAUUCUCAUGCUGCACUUACUGUUUACAUUUGUUUUAUUGUAUAUAGGUUUGUAAACAUUAUUGCCUAAGAUAUUUGUAUAUAACUUGGGCUUUGUAGCUUUUAUUUAUUCAGACAUAUAUGGCAUGUUAAUGACUUAUGAUGGUGUCCUACUCUGGGCAGCUGUAUAGGAUCAUCAUGUGGUUAAAAGAAAAUACUUCCCCUCCCCCCAAAACAAUCUUUUAAUGUGGAAACAAUAAAUUUCACAGAAAAAAAAAA